AUGAACGAACUCCCUCCUGGGGCUGUGAGAAGCGACUCUACUAUUAGCGGCGCCGCUCAAUCCGUCAAGAACCUCAUUCGCGCAAGUCUAGCUAAAAGUUAUAUGCCAGCGCGCGACUCUCCGGCCGAGACUUCGUUGUUCGUCGGCUUCCAAUUCACGGACCCGGUCACACAAAUGCUUGUGAAUCGCGGCAUCAACCGAGUUCAGUAUGGGUCCCCCGGACCCGAAGAGGAUGCCACCUUGGAUAACCUACGUGAGCUCACGGCCCAUGACCCAGUCGCGGACGACCCUGCCGAGGAUGUCUAUGAUCGGAAUAAUGCCGCAAGCGAUGAGGAAGCUGUCGAGUCCCCGCAGCCACGCUCCAUAAGUGCUCCUCCUCGUCUAGAAGAGGCUACUGAGGACGACGCGCCGGUACCAGCUGCGCAGCCGACCACGCUCUAUCCUCGAUAUGACGUCAUUGAGUAUCGCGACGUGUACUGUCAGGCCUGCAAUCGCUCCCACAUGUAUCAUUCCGGAUUGUUCCAGUGCCCCUUGGCUGUCGAUCACUCUAGGAGGAUACUAUACGCCCCGUGGAGCCCUCACGAGCAAGCAGAGAACGGGAGGCAUCCGCUCGAACGUUUAUAUGACGCAGCAAACGUUAGUGCUUCCAUAUAUAUGCAGCCGCGCUCCACAGGUGGCAUCUCCCUCGAUGGGGCUGACGAGGGAAUCGUGCCGGUGGGGAAUGGAGGGUCUAUCCUACCUCCCUAUCUAACCUUUCCGAAUUAUAUGCCGCUUCGCAACAUGUAUCGGUGGCUGACCUGCCACGUCUGUGGGCGCAAUCAUAGUGACUCCGGCGGAAUUUGCCCAAAUCCGCCUGAUCGAAGCGCCCCGCCCCCGGUUCGCCCUCUGGAAGAAGUGGUCGAGACGGCCGAGGACUAUGGCUGGUGCAAUCUCUGCGGACUCUCGCAUCCCGAGGAUGGAAUGGAUCUAUGCCUUUCCUCGUCACCUCUAGGCGCCAGUCAGAUGCUGCAAGGCUUCGAAGGAGUAGUCAGUGACGGCGAGGAGGAUGGAGAAGUGCCUAUAAAAGAAGAGGAUGAAGACAACUAUGAUUGGUACGAAGAAGGAUUUACUGAGUACCCGGAAGACCACAGCAAUGCUUACAAUGGAGAUGAAGAGGAGGGCGUCGAAGCAGCAGGAUACGGUGACGACUACGACGCCGAAUUUGAUGAGGAGAACGACCGGAGCGAACUAGCUUCAGCGGGCAAGUACACUGUCGACCCUUGGGACUCGCAACCCGCCGAAGAACCAUCUAGUCCCCUUUCGCGCUCGCAGAGUUAUGAAAUCGAAAUUACCGAUAUUUCCGCCGGUCCGAUUGUCGAUCGUAACGUGCCAGGUCUAGUGACCGUUUUCGCGGUCGAGCGUGCUGCUGAGCAAGAAGCCCCAUCCGCGGCUACGGCGCGCGAGCACUCACUUCAGCUAGGCGGAUUCCAGCAAGCAAUGCAAACAGACGCUGUCUCGUCCGCCGAUGGUGGGCAAUCUCCGCGAGGAAAGAAGCGUGGUAGCGAUCAUGAGUUAGAAUGGGAGACGGACUCCGAGGCAGGUUCGGAGCCAGCGACGAAGAGGGCGCGACUGCGUUAG
Messenger RNA from Trematosphaeria pertusa, 1617 nucleotides. RefSeq lists its product as uncharacterized. Lineage: Eukaryota; Fungi; Ascomycota; Dothideomycetes; Pleosporales; Trematosphaeriaceae. Bases 1 to 1617 code for a protein of 538 amino acids. The transcript is spliced from 4 exons. The record is from RefSeq and is a predicted model, not a curated record.